Messenger RNA from Acaulospora colombiana, 428 nucleotides. NCBI's taxonomy places the organism in Eukaryota, Fungi, Glomeromycota, Glomeromycetes, Diversisporales, Acaulosporaceae. The record is from the annotation of a GenBank genome assembly.
AUGAGACAAGAAUGGCUCGCUCAGCGAGAAGAAGAAAGAAAGAGUGGAUUUGAGGUAGCGAGCGCGCUGCGCAGAUUGCUGAUUGACGGGGUCAGGCGAGAGGACUUCGGACAAAGCAAGCCAGCUUGGAUCGUUACGACCUUUACGGAUUUUAGCACUAUGACGAGUUCUCCACCAGAUAUUUCUUCACUCACGCUUGCUCCUCAGCGCACACGUCCCACGCAUGAAACUUACGAUCCGUCUUCAUAUCCCGAAAACAAUCGCUUUCAGCAUUUUCAGACAUCCCCUGCAGUCGUUCCUUCUCCUGGCCAACGUAGAGCACUCCCAUCUUCAGCGAACGAUUAUGAGGAGUACAAUUCCCUAAGCAACCUUGACGCACUUCUGCUCAUCGCUGGAGAUCAUUCUGAAGAUGAUGUACCACGAAAAAC